AAAAACAAGACGGGAUAAUAAUUAAUUGAAGACAGAUCUGUAGAAAAAGACCAUUCCGACAAGACUAAAAGCGAAGAAGCCCUAGGCGGUUGUCUCCUCCUCUCUGUUCCUUUCCUUUACGAUCUGCGAUAGGUUGCGUCUUGUUCUCUUGGUCUAAUCUUGUAUCUCUUACUCGCAUCAGAUGCACUUUUGGUUGUUUUCAUACCAAAAUGCAGAUUUUCAGCUGGUUUUUGAAUCCAAAUGGACUCCAAGAAGUUCAUGCAGAUGGUGGAGGAGAAGAAACGACAGAUUCUUGAGAAGAAGGAAGCUCCUUUGAAAUGGGAGCAGAAGCUAGAGGCGGCUGCCAAGGCUGCUGGAACCAAGGAGAAGAAGUCAAAGAAGCGAAGACAUAGGGAUGCCUCUGAAUCGAGCUCAGAAAGUGAUAGUAGCCCUGAGGUGAGAAGAAAGUCGAGAAGAGGCCACAGUAAGCACCGGAGGCAUAAGAGAAGGUCCUCAAGUAGCAGUGAUGAGUACGAAAGCGGGUCAGAGGACGAGCCCAGGAUGAAGAUAAGGCACCACCGGAGGCACAAGUCGCAUAGCUCAAAGCAGGCUUCUGAUGAUGACAAUAUGGAAGAUGCCAGAAGAAAGCAUGCAAAGCGUCACAGGCAUGGCGAGGUGGUUACUUCAAGUGAUAGCGAGGAAGAGAAAGGAGGAAGAAGACGAGGGAAAUAUCACAGACACAACAGAGGUUCAGCCUCGUCCAGUGACUCGGAGGAUGGUGGAAAGAGUAGAAAGAGAAGGCAACACAAAAGGCAUCGAUGGGCAGCAGAGUCUUCAAGUGAGGAUGAUGGAGCAAUGCGAAGGGGAAGGCAUCGUAAACAUGACAGAGAGUCAGCAUCCGAAACUGAUGGAAUGUUGUCAGAUGAGAAAGAGAGCACAACGCAAACAAGUGAGGAUGGGGACGGGCACUGGAAAGUGCAUUUGUUUCAAUUUCACACAAAUCAUUUGAACUGCAUGUUGUGCAAACCAUUAGCACACUUAAUGUUGUGAACUUUUGUGAUCAUGUACUUGUGGCACUUCUCUUCAUUGUUUUAUUUUCAUUUAACAACGGUCAAAAUUAAGAAUCA
This is a messenger RNA of Brassica napus (rape), 1106 nucleotides long. RefSeq names its product sarcoplasmic reticulum histidine-rich calcium-binding protein-like. Lineage: Eukaryota; Viridiplantae; Streptophyta; Magnoliopsida; Brassicales; Brassicaceae. The record is from RefSeq and is a predicted model, not a curated record. The coding region runs from base 241 to 1029 and encodes 262 amino acids. The transcript is spliced from 3 exons.